This is a messenger RNA of Haemonchus placei, 930 nucleotides long. NCBI's taxonomy places the organism in Eukaryota, Metazoa, Nematoda, Chromadorea, Rhabditida, Trichostrongylidae. The record is from the annotation of a GenBank genome assembly.
AUGUCGUCAAAGCGGAAGGUGCUUUUAAUGGGCAAAAGUGGCUCCGGGAAAACGAGUAUGCGGUCCAUUAUUUUCGCGAACUACAUUGCUCGCGACACGUCCAGACUUGGACCAACAAUGGAAGUCGAGCACGCACACGUUCGAUUCCUGGGAAACCUGGUUUUGCAUUUAUGGGAUUGUGGUGGUCAAGAGACAUUCAUGAACAAUUACCUUUCUUCGCAAAAAGAUCAAAUUUUCAAAAAUGUUCAGGUGCUAAUUUAUGUUUUUGACGUCGAGAGCAGAGAGUUUGAAAAGGAUUUGGGCUAUUAUCAAUCUUGUCUUGAGGCGCUCCUUCAUAAUUCUCCUAAUGCACAGGUCUUUUGUCUAAUUCAUAAAAUGGAUCUUAUCGAAGUGGACCACAGAGACCAGACGUUCGAGGACCGUGCUUCUUUAGUGCUGCGGUUUACCGAAAUGGCCGCUGGUCCAGAUCGCGCGAAUGCUGUCUGUCAGUGCUUUCGUAGUAGCAUAUGGGAUGAGACUCUAUACAAAGCUUGGUCUGCAAUUGUUUACAAACUUAUACCAAACGUAAGUAUAAUGGAGCAAAAAUUGAAACAGUUUGCUGCCAUACUGGAUGCAGAUGAGGUCAUGCUGUUUGAAAGGGCAACUUUUCUCGUCAUUGCUCACGCAGAAAUGACUGAACAUCGUGACAUGCAUCGUUUCGAGAAGGUUUCGAAUAUUAUAAAACAAUUCAAACUCAGUUGCAGUAAAAUGGGCUCACAGUUUGAAUACAUGCAUGUGCGGAAUAGUUAUUUUGCCGCAUUUAUUGACGCUUUUACUCCGAACACCUUCAUUAUGGUCGUUCUGGCCGAUGGGAAUGUUUCUCCUGCCGCUACGCUCAUGAAUAUUCGAUCUGCAAAGAAGCAUUUUGAGGCUUUGGAGUCGAAACAAUGA